This is a messenger RNA of Vidua chalybeata, 557 nucleotides long. Its product is annotated as protein MRP-126-like. The transcript is spliced from 3 exons. Gene Ontology annotation, biological process: endothelial cell migration. Bases 64 to 411 code for a protein of 115 amino acids. Gene Ontology annotation, cellular component: cytoplasm; extracellular exosome. The record is from RefSeq and is a predicted model, not a curated record. NCBI's taxonomy places the organism in Eukaryota, Metazoa, Chordata, Aves, Passeriformes, Viduidae. Gene Ontology annotation, molecular function: calcium ion binding.
AAGAGACCCCGGGGUGGCACCUGGCCCCGCGCCCGCCCCAGGGGACCUCGCUGUGGUGACAAGAUGAGCAAGGCCCAGCAGAGCCAGGAGCCGCUGUCGGAGCUGGAGAAGGCCAUGGACGUCAUCAUCGACGUCUUCCACCAGUACUCGCGGCGGGAGGGCGACAGGGACACCCUGACCAAGAAGGAGCUCAAGCUGCUGAUUGAGAAGCAGCUGGCCAAUUACCUGAAGCACGUGAAGAACAAGGCCACCAUCGACCAGAUCAUGAAGGACCUGGACGUCAACAAGGACGCCCAGAUCAGCUUUGGGGAGAUGAUGCUGCUGGUCACCCGUGUCACCUGCGCCACCCACGAGCACCUGCACGAGGUGGAGGACCACCAGCACCACCACCAGCACCAGCACCACCACUGAGCUCCUUCCCUCCCCUCCGAGGAGUCCUGGACCUUGGAGAAGGUUCCAGAGCUGAACCCGGCCUUAAAUCCUCCUUCCUCCCCUUCCUCCUCCUCUUCCUCCCAGCACCGUCAUUUUGCUGCCAAAUAAAGAUUUCCAAAGCUCUC